Molecule: messenger RNA, 1875 nt
Organism: Impatiens glandulifera
Lineage: Eukaryota; Viridiplantae; Streptophyta; Magnoliopsida; Ericales; Balsaminaceae
Product: probable aspartyl protease At4g16563
Exons: 1
Coding region: 130-1635 (501 amino acids)
Biological process (GO): proteolysis
Cellular component (GO): extracellular region
Molecular function (GO): aspartic-type endopeptidase activity
Source: RefSeq, a predicted model, not a curated record
AGAAUUUGAUAAAUAAAAUCCAGAAGCUUCGUCCCCACCACUUGUAGUAGUAAAAUUCUCUUCCUUUAAAAUCCCAUCAUCAUCAUCAUCUCCACUUUCUACUCUCGCCAACUUCUGCAACAAUUAACCAUGGCUUCUUCUUCUUCUUCUGUUCCAACAACAACAACAACAACCUUCUUUGUAGUUGUAAUCCUAUUACUGUUCCAUUUUUGUCUUACCAACUCCGAGUUUAUGUUCUUCCCUCUUUCAAAUUCUAUGUCUACAACCCAAUACAACAGUACCCAUCACCUCCUUAAGUCCACCGCCGUCCGCUCUUCUGCCCGUUUUCAACAACAAAGACAACAACAACAACAAGUCUCUCUCCCUCUAGCCCCGGGCAGCGACUACACCAUUUCUCUCUCGCUCGGCUCAAACCCUGCCCAAACCAUCUCCCUUUACAUGGACACGGGAAGCGACGUCGUAUGGCUACCUUGUCAUCCAUUUGAGUGUAUUCUCUGUGAAGGCAAAUAUAACCCGUCUUCCAUAUCCAACGCCGCCCCUCUCAAUCUCUCGUCAGCUUCCCCUGUUUCCUGUAAAUCCACUGCUUGUUCUGCCGUCCAUUCUUCAAUCACCUCCACAUCUGAUCUCUGUGCCAUGGCCAAAUGCCCACUCGAGUUGAUAGAAACCUCUGACUGCGAUCCGUUUUCUUGCCCACAGUUUUACUAUGCAUACGGCGAUGGAAGCUUAAUCGCGAGGUUGUAUACCGACGGUUUAACUAUUCCGAUGUCGUCUCCGUCGCUUGUUCUUCAGAAUUUCACUUUCGGAUGUGCACAUGAAGCUCUUGGCGAGCCGAUAGGUGUCGCCGGAUUCGGAAACGGCCUGCUUUCCUUGCCUGCUCAACUUGCUAACUUUUCACCUCAAUUGGGUGACCAAUUCUCUUAUUGUUUGGUUUCUCAUUCGUUCGACGCCGAUCAAAUACGCCGGCCAAGUCCACUCAUUCUGGGUCACGACAAGAGAGCGGUGAAAAGCAACAGCAACGGAGACGAAUUUGUUUACACGCCGAUGCUGGACAACCCAAAAUAUGGGCAUUUCUAUUCGGUCGGACUGGAGGCAAUAUCUGUCGGAAAGAGAAGAAUACCGGCGCCGGAGAAUCUGAAGGUGGUGGAUAAACAGGGGAAUGGAGGGAUGGUGGUUGAUUCAGGGACUACUUUUACUAUUCUACCCUCGAAACUGUAUAAUGCUGUUGCCAUUGAAUUUACGCACGCAGUCGGGCGGGUUCAUAAACGGGCGAGUCGGAUCGAAGACAGGACGGGACUCAGUCCGUGUUACUAUUUUGAUAACCCGACUGCUGUUCAAAUACCUGUUUUGACCUUGCAUUUCAUGGGGAGUAAUAAAUCUGGUGUGGUGUUACCCAAGAUAAACUAUUUGUACGUGUUUUUAGACGGUGGGGAUGAUGGGAAACGUAAGAGGAAGGUAGGAUGUCUGAUGUUGAUGAACGGCGGUGAUGGUGACGAUGAAGAUGAAGGAGGGCCAGUGGGGACACUUGGGAAUUAUCAACAGCAGGGAUUUGAGGUUGUUUAUGAUCUCAAAAAACGAAGGGUCGGAUUUGCAAGACGAGAGUGUUCAUCUUUGUGGGACAGUCUGCACCAGAACUGAACCUUGGCGUAAUCUCAGCGGUUCGUCGUCAAGAUGCUGCUAUUGAAUCCAACGGUGACAAAUCUAUUGUAAAUUUCACUUUUUGUAAGGAUGAGUACUGUAAAUAUCUGUCCUGGUAAACUAUAUAUAUAUAUUUGUACAUCCUUGUCAUUUAAUAAAGUUUAUUAUAGAUAAGGGUAAAAAUGGUCAUUCAACCUAAAAAAAACAGAUUAAGAUGAUUUGUAAGGAUACAUUAAACUA